AUGGGCUUUACUUAUCGAGUUGCAUCUGCGCCUCCGCCUGCUGAGGAGGCCCUUCCUACAGAGGCAGAACGUCGUCGUAUUUUCGCAACAAAGGCUGGAGGCUGGGACAGAGAGGUCUUCUUCCAGGAAAUCCUCAUGGGUAUAGGUAGGUGGCGGAAGGAGUUGAUACAGCAGGCCAAAGGGGAUGUUCUUGAGGUUGCUGCAGGCACUGGGCGCAAUUUCCGAUAUUACGACAAUGCGCGCGUCAGAAGCCUCACUGUGACGGACUUUUGCAGUCCUAUGGUCGAGGAGGCAAGGACAAAGAAAGGGGAACUCGGAACGAUCCCUCACUCCUUCCGUCUUGCCAACGCCUGCAAACUGCCUGACCCGGCAGAAAAAUACCAUGCAGUUGUUGAAACCUUUGCGCUUUGCUCGUACGAAGACCCUGUCAAAACUCUGAAGGAACUGCGGCGAGUGCUGCAGCCGGAGGGAUCUCUUCUCUUGCUGGAGCACGGUGCCUCCUCGUGGCCGUUGGUAAAUCUCAUUUUAUCCCGGGGUUGUGCGCAUCACGUUAAGCAAUUUGGAUGCUACCCCAACCGCCCCGUAGUGGAUUUGGUCAAACAGGCCGGAUUCGAGGUCGUCAGUGCUAAGCGAAAAAAUUUCGGCACAACAUAUUUGAUAGUCGCGAAGAAGGGCAGAGAGGAAACUGACGAAAAGUCAGAGGGAAAUACCAAGUCGGAUGGUUGA
This is a messenger RNA of Cyclospora cayetanensis, 726 nucleotides long. RefSeq names its product methyltransferase OMS1, mitochondrial-like. The coding region runs from base 1 to 726 and encodes 241 amino acids. NCBI's taxonomy places the organism in Eukaryota, Apicomplexa, Conoidasida, Eucoccidiorida, Eimeriidae. Gene Ontology annotation, molecular function: S-adenosylmethionine-dependent methyltransferase activity. The transcript has 10 exons. The record is from RefSeq and is a predicted model, not a curated record.